Messenger RNA from Didymella exigua CBS 183.55, 843 nucleotides. RefSeq lists its product as uncharacterized. The record is from RefSeq and is a predicted model, not a curated record. NCBI's taxonomy places the organism in Eukaryota, Fungi, Ascomycota, Dothideomycetes, Pleosporales, Didymellaceae. The annotation marks the transcript as partial. The transcript has a single exon.
CCCGUCGGACCAGCAAUGCCUCCACAGCCCUCGAAGCGCAGUCGCGACGACCAAGACGACCGCGCGCCCAGCCCAGACGCCAGCGAGAAGCGCCGCCGCGUAGCCGGACCAGCGUCGCCUCGGCCCCCGCGCGCAGCAAGGCCAGCACGCGUCAUGGGGCCUGCAGCACCGCCCGCCCCUCUCGACCAGCUCCCGCACGACUCGGACAGCAGCGACGACGACUCGGACAGCAGCGACGACUUUGGGCCUGCGCCUCCUCCCGCAGGCGCUACAUGCAAUGCCAGCGCACACCAGGACGACAAGCCUGCCAAGAGCGCAUUCGACACGGACCCGCACUUUGCAGAAGCGCCGAAGAAGGCGCAGAGAGACGACUGGAUGACCAUGCCGCCGACGCAGGACGACCUCGCCGCGCGCCUGGACCCCACAAAGCAGCGCGCGCGAAAGUUCAACUCAGGCAAGAGCGCGGCCGGCGGCGGAGGCAUGAGCAGCGCGUGGACCGAGACGCCAGAGCAGAAGCUCAAGCGCCUGCAAGACGAGGCCAUGGGCAUCACGACUGCGUCCGCGUCGUCCAACGCAGGUCCGUCGUCAGGGCAUGCGAAGAGCAGAGACGACGAGCGCCGAGCGCGCAAGAUGCGUGAGAAGAUCGAUGCGGCUAGGGGGAAGAGUCUGGUCGAGCAGCACCAGAGUAAGGCGAAGAUCGAGGAGGACGACCCGAGCAAGCGCGUCUUUGACUACGAGAAGGACAUGGCCGUGCAGGGGAAUCUGAAUCACAAGCAGAAGCGCGAUGUGCUGAGCAAGAGCAAGGGCUUUGGAGACCGCUUCUCGAGCGGCAGCUUUCUCUGA